Sebastes umbrosus (honeycomb rockfish) is the source of this 681-nucleotide messenger RNA. RefSeq names its product putative protein TPRXL. The record is from RefSeq and is a predicted model, not a curated record. NCBI's taxonomy places the organism in Eukaryota, Metazoa, Chordata, Actinopteri, Perciformes, Sebastidae. The transcript has a single exon. The coding region runs from base 1 to 681 and encodes 226 amino acids.
AUGCAGCCACCUAGAAUUUCCCUCCCAGCUGGCUGCCAGCCAACUUCCAGCCAGUUCCCAGCCAGUUCCCAGCCAACUUCCAGCCACUUCCCAGCCUAUUCCCAUCAAACUUCCAGCCAGUUCCCAGCCAACUCCCAGCCAGUUCCCAGUCAACUUCCAGCCACUUCCCAGCCUAUUCCCAUCAAACUUCCAGCCAGUUCCCAGUCAACUUCCAGCCACUUCCCAGCCUAUUCCCAUCAAACUUCCAGCCAGUUCCCAGCCAACUUCCAGCCAACUUCCAGCCAGUUCCCAGCCAGUUCCCAGCCAGGUCCCAGCCAGUUCCCAGCCAGGUACCAGCCAGUUCCCAGCCAACUCCCAACCAGUUCCCAGCCAACUUCCAGCCAGUUCCCAGACAAUUCACAGCAAACUUCCAGCCAGUUCCCAGCCAACUUCCAGCCAACUUCCAGCCAGUUCCCAGCCAGUUCCCAGCCAGGUCCCAGCCAACUCCCAGCCAGUUCCCAGUCAACUUCCAGCCACUUCCCAGCCUAUUCCCAUCAAACUUCCAGCCAGUUCCCAGCCAACUUCCAGCCAGUUCCCAGCCAGGUCCCAGCCAGUUCCCAGCCAACUUCCAGCCAGUUCCCAGACAAUUCCCAGCCAACUUCCAGCCAGUUCCCUGUCAACUUCCAGCCGCUAGAAUUCUAG